Pseudocercospora fijiensis CIRAD86 is the source of this 1440-nucleotide messenger RNA. RefSeq lists its product as uncharacterized. Gene Ontology annotation, molecular function: mRNA binding. Lineage: Eukaryota; Fungi; Ascomycota; Dothideomycetes; Mycosphaerellales; Mycosphaerellaceae. Bases 1 to 1440 code for a protein of 479 amino acids. The transcript is spliced from 2 exons. The record is from RefSeq and is a predicted model, not a curated record.
AUGCCUUCUCUCCAGGCCAGCACAUCUGAUCCAGUGUCGUUCGGUGGCGUGGACACCCGCCCGGCACCCGCUGUUGUGAUCCGCAGACUUCCGCGCAACAUUGGCAACGAGGCCCUUCGAAGCAUGCUCAUAUUCGCUGGAGACCUCAUAGAUACGGAAUUCAUUCGAUCACCUUAUCCCGAGGACGCAGGUUAUGCCACUGCAGUGGCUCGGUUCCAGACUUCCGCAGGUGCCCUAGAGGCGCAGCAGAAGCUCCAUGGUAAACCAAAUACGACCAAAGAAGCAAGCAUGAUUGUGGAGGCGCACAGUACGAGCUCAGUUGGAGCCUUUGAAAGGCGAAAUACGAUCGAUGGCACGGCGUCCCGGACCCAGAACAGCUCUGCCUCCUCUGGCGGCGUUGGACGAUCACGCUUCAACAGCACUUUCCAGACAACCGCGGAGAGGCGCCCAUUCCAGAACCUGUUCUCGCCUCAGUCCCCACUUGCCAACGGUGUGGACGGCCAUUCACGUAUCAGCGGCAAGUCUGUCAUUAACGAUGACUCCGUGGACGAUGAGACUGGUGACAUCUUGAAGGACCCUGUCGCAUAUGCUAAAAGCGGCCAACAGCCCGCGACACGCAGGGCUACCACCACUACGAUACCUGUCAAUCGUUUUGGUAGUCUCUCGUUGAGUUCUACCAACGGUCUCACAUCACCGAGCGCGCAUGGCUUUCCCACCCAAAGAGGAAACGGCUCGAUAUCAGGACCUUCUGCCCAAGUGUCACCGAAUGGCAAUCCUAAUGGCACCUUCCCCAUGCCUGGAUUUCCCCGGCCGCAAUAUCCACCAGUGAAUCCUGCAGACCAGAAUCCUCCCUGCAACACGCUAUACGUAGGCAAUCUACCGAUCGAUACUUCGGAGGAUGAAUUGAAGUCGUUGUUCUCGAAGCAGCGAGGCUACAAGCGUCUGUGUUUCAGGACAAAGCAGAACGGACCGAUGUGUUUUGUCGAGUUCGAGGAUAUCAGUUUCGCAACCAAGGCACUUCACGAGCUUUAUGGGCAUCCACUGCACAACAGCGUCAAAGGUGGCAUUCGGCUCAGCUUCUCCAAGAACCCGUUGGGAGUCCGGUCGAACCAGAUGAAUGGCGGUGGAGCAAGCACGCCGAUGUCACCUCAAGCCAUGUCACCAGGCUAUACCGGGAUGGCCACUGGCGCCAAUUUCAGUGCCGUUUCUGGACCUCCUCCUGGCCUAGGUACGCCUCCUGGACUGAAUAACGGCGGAGGAUACCGAGCCCCUCAGACUGGCAUGGACGGCAUGUUUAGCAACCCUUUCAGCGUUCCGUCUCAAGACUUUGUCAGCCAGCUGAGCCCACGGAACUACUCUGGAGGUGUCCCACAGCCACUUGGAGCAGGAACAUUUGGCCGCGACUCCAGAGGCUUCACUGACUAUGCUUUGGGCCGCUAG